Molecule: messenger RNA, 510 nt
Organism: Bipolaris victoriae FI3
Lineage: Eukaryota; Fungi; Ascomycota; Dothideomycetes; Pleosporales; Pleosporaceae
Exons: 3
Coding region: 1-510 (169 amino acids)
Source: RefSeq, a predicted model, not a curated record
AUGCUCGCCCUCAAACUCAUCCUCAUAGCCGCAACCAGCGUACUCGGAGUCGCUGUCCCCGAACCAACAGCAGCAGCCCAGCAAUCCGCUAUUUGCACAAAAAACAAUGAAAUCCUCAACGCUCUGAAGAAACUCGGCGUACCAGGCACAAAUUUUUGCCGCGAAUAUAUCAACCCACCCAAAACAACCACCGUAACAUCGACUAUCACACCUACCCCCGUGAUAACCACUAGUACCGAAGUAGUCACAGUAACAAGGACCCAAUGCGGCCAGCAAAAACGCGCCGCAUCCCAGCACUUUGAAAUCGAAUACUUCGACCAAGGAAGCCGUGUCAAGCUCGACAAGCGCGCAAAUAUCCCUGCCCAACUCGCGCGUUUCCCUGCUGCAAAAAUCGCAGAUGCGUGUCGCUGUCUCUGCUUGAAGCCAAAGACUCCUCCUACUCCUAUCGUUACUACUGUUACGACUUUUGCACCUGUACCGUGUCACUACGACCGCAACUGCGUGCGUUGA